This is a messenger RNA of Arthroderma uncinatum, 207 nucleotides long. RefSeq lists its product as uncharacterized. The record is from RefSeq and is a predicted model, not a curated record. The coding region runs from base 1 to 207 and encodes 68 amino acids. The transcript is spliced from 2 exons. NCBI's taxonomy places the organism in Eukaryota, Fungi, Ascomycota, Eurotiomycetes, Onygenales, Arthrodermataceae.
AUGCCUCUCGUCGUGCCAAACGUGUCGGAGAGCGACAAGACUGCCUGGGCGGCCAAGCUGAUGGGCAAGAAGAUCACAGACAACGAGACCAAUGAGACAUGUUUUGCAAAGAAAGAUCUCCCUGAGCAGCACCGCGUCCUCAAGCCCGGCGACAUGAGCACGAUGGACUUCAACCCCGACAGGCAUGUAUUUGCUCUAUCUAUCUAG